Strigops habroptila (Kakapo) is the source of this 13682-nucleotide messenger RNA. RefSeq names its product USP6 N-terminal-like protein. The coding region runs from base 1807 to 4149 and encodes 780 amino acids. The record is from RefSeq and is a predicted model, not a curated record. NCBI's taxonomy places the organism in Eukaryota, Metazoa, Chordata, Aves, Psittaciformes, Psittacidae. The transcript is spliced from 14 exons.
GCAGAGCUAUUAAUGUUUUUCUUUUUUAAAAAAGCUAAACAAAUAAUGGGCCUUCCAUCUUAUAAAAAUGUCCCUUUUACGAGUGCGUGUUUUUCCCAGUUAAUGGUUAUUUUAGUGGAGGCUGCCCUGUUCUUUCCAUCUGAUCUCUAUGCACACACCUCUGAAUGUUUCCAUUUCAGAAGGGAGGAGGACACCGGUGCCAAUAGACUAACUUCAAAAGCUGCUACUCAGAAAAGUGUCACAGUUCUGAGGUGCUAGGAAUGAGCAAGAAAAAACCAAAACCACCACCAACACCCCUUAAACUUUUACUGCCAUGCAAAGAUAACAGAAAAACUCGCUAUUUGUGGGGCAGCAAGCAUCCUUGUCAUGCUAAAAUAGUGGAACUGAAUGGUCUUUCCAUCCUCUAAAAAGAUUUGAAGAUAUUUAGGAGCACCUAAUAGUUUUUAAAGAAAGUAUGAUGCUUUAUCUAUUGAAUGCUGCAGUUGUGGUGUCAUGCUGUGACUUCAAAUGGGACUUCUGGGUGCUGCUUAGCUGCAGGAUGCAGGGGUUCUUUUUCUCCAUAUGGUAUCAUAUUGCCAGUGGUUUUCAUACUGCAGACCCAAGAGGUACCCAGUAGUUGUGCUUGCCCUCAUCCCUAGCGCCCAAUUCCAGCCGUCCUGGUGGAGCCAAGUUUGAAGUAGGCAAUGUUUUUCUGUCCAAGCCUCCUAAGAGCCGAUUGAGAGGGAAGGGGAAUGCCUUUUUUUUUUUUUUUUUCUCCAGGAGCAGCUGAAUGCAAUGCCCCAGUUACCAUGUUUUUUUAAUGGAGUACUUAAGAGGAUGUACAAAAGCAUCUUGAGCACUUUCAGUACAAGGAGAACGAAAGGACCUAGAUUAUGUUGGCACUGCAGCAGAGGCUUAAAUGAGUGUCAUUGAUUCAUUGUUAGGAGAUGACCCAAUUUGGACUGUAUUUAUGGGGAGUAGGAGGGGAGAAUGGACCUGUUUCAGAUGACUUCUGAGCCUUAAAUGUACUUACAGGCUUUGUGUAGGGAUUGCACUGGCUCCCGCUGGGUAAACAGAGCCCUUUGGAGGGUGUUCCGCAUGUACUGGCAUGGUGAUGCAUCCUGCUCUUCCUGGCUAGACACGUGCUGCCAAAAUGGGUUGAUUCAUGCGGCGUCUCUCUGCAUGGCGUUGUAUUGGCUGUGGAAAAAAUGAGUUGUCAGGCAGAGCCUGCCCAGCUGACUUAUAUUUAUUUUGGUGCAUUUUAUUGCAAGGCUUUUAAAGUCUCCAGUUACUAUAUAAUUCAUAGACUGGUUCCAGCCAAGCGGAUCUUUAGCUGAAGGCUGUGACCCUGCAAAGGACUGGUGAAGGUAACAGGUCGUUAAGUUUGCACACAGUGGGAUGCUUCUCUUUCUCCCCUCCCCUCUCCCCUUGUGUAAAGUGUCAGACCAUUUGUUUUAAGCACCACCUGUGUCACAGUCCCCUGUCCCCUUCGUGUCUCCUGGGUGGGAUGGCAAUGAAGAACUUCCUUUUCAUCUUAGAGGGCUCCGAAAGUUGGGUAUUAGGGUCUACUGCCACUGUCUGGAUCUCCUUCUGGAAGUGUCCUACCUGUCUAUUUUAAACAGCUCUGGUCCUGCAUCUGAAGAUCUUGUGAAGGAUGUAAUUUCUCAGAUUAUCUUUUUUUUUUUUGCUCCUUGCAAGGGUUCUUGUAGUAAUUACAUCAAGCUCAACCCAGAUGAUGCAAACUGCUUUGAGAAGUGUGCAAAGCAGAAGCUGCUGUGGGCUUAAACCCAUCUGCAAAUUUGGGAAGGGAAUGAAGAAGCUUCUGACAUGAAGAAAGAUAUAGAGUCUUUAAUAGCCCAGGAAAAAGCAGAGAUCGUUGCCAAGUAUGAGAAGGGCAGGCAGGAGGGAGCUCAGAUUGACCUGUGGGAAGAUGCUGAUUUUACGCUGUAUAAGGUUACAGACCGGUUUGGAUUCCUGCACGAGCAGGAGCUGCCAACCUGCACCGCCUUGGAAGAGAAGCAAAAACAGCAGGAAAUUGAACGUGUGGACAAGUGGCUAAAGAUGCUGAAGAAAUGGAGCAAAUACAGAAACAGUGACAAGAUGUGCCGGCGAGUGUACAAAGGGAUCCCACUUCAGGUGCGAGGCCAGGUCUGGUCACUUCUGCUGGAUGUUGAGAAGAUGAAGAAGGAGAAUGAAGGAAAAUACGAGCAAAUGAAAGAACAAGCAAAGAGCUUUUCCUCGGAAAUCAAGCAGAUAGAUUUGGACGUUAACCGCACCUUUCGAAACCAUAUCAUGUUUCGGGAUCGCUAUGGAGUGAAGCAACAGGCACUCUUCCAUGUCCUAUCAGCAUAUUCAGUCUAUAACACCGAAGUGAGCUACUGCCAAGGGAUGAGCCAGAUCGCAGCCAUUCUCCUGAUGUACUUAAACGAAGAGGAUGCAUUUUGGGCACUGGCGCAGCUGCUGACCAAUCAGCGUCACGCCAUGCAUGGUUUUUUCAUUCCUGGGUUCCCGAAGCUGCAGAGAUUCCAAGCUCACCAUGAGCAGAUUUUAAGCAAGAUGGUUCCCAAACUGAAGAAGCACAUGGACAAGGAGCAGAUGACUACGGGGAUUUACACGACCAAGUGGUUCCUGCAGUGUUUCAUCGACCGGACCCCGUUCACCCUCACCUUGCGGCUGUGGGAUAUCUACAUCCUGGAAGGAGAGCGGGUGCUGACGGCCAUGGCUUACACCAUACUCAAACUGCACAAAAAACGCUUGCUGAAGAUGACGCUGGAAGAUUUACGGGAGUUUCUGCAGGAGAAAAUCGCCGCUUCCCUGCAGUACGAGGAUGAUGCCGUCAUCGAGCAACUGCAGGUGUCGAUGACUGAACUGCGGAAGAUGAAAUGUGACCUCCCCCCGCCAGCAAAGCCUGAGGAGUUCCCACGGAAACCCCUGGGCCUAGAGCUCUCCCUCAACCCAGUACCCAUGAAGGGCAACGUGGCAGCCAAUGGCCAGAAUGGCCGGAUGGGUGAGCACCCCCCGGACAGGGAACCCCAUCCCAACAGAGGUCCCGAGGCUCCAGGAGAGAUGGUGGCAGAGGUGAGGACUGCCGCCGUCCAAGGCAGUGAAGCAGCUAAAGUGACAGACAUCCACUUGCAUCCUUCUGGCGGGGGGUCACUUGGAGAGGAGGGUCAGGUGGAGCCCACCGGGGACAGACAGCCACCAUCUCUUUUGAAGGCAAGUGAGAUGCAGGCCCAUCAUCACCUCUUGCCCACGGCUCUGCCUCUGGAGCAGGCUCCUCUCACUCCUGUCUGUGCCACGGUGGACCACGAGUCUGUCUCCCUCCCCGCCCCUGCUGAGCUUGGCUCCUCAGACUCCUCUCUCCAAAACACAUCGAGUCCUCCUGACUCGAGCACGACGGAGUUUUCUGCUACGGACCAUGCUGUAUGGCAGCCAAAUCCUGCUGCCCUGCCGGUGGGAGAACAAGCAUCUUCCUUCUGCAAAGAGAAAGUGCUCGAGGCACCCCCUCAUCCUCUGCUGGAUGGCUUGCAGCAUCUCUCCAGUGAGUCUCAGCAUGACAGCUCCCCUGAAAGCAAGCGCCAGGAGGAGACAGCCGAGAAGCGCUGCAGAGCAGCACCGCCAGACAAAACGGACUUGAAGCACUUGGCAUCCAAAGCUGCAUCCAUGGGGGAGCUCACCAGCCUGCAGCAGAACGGGCCAGGGAGCACCACCACGCACUGGCCACAGGGGCUGGCGGGCGGCAGCGUGCCCAUCCUAUCCAGCAUCGAGGUGGAGGCAGCAGGGCUGGGUGAGGGUUACCCCUUGCAGCGGGCGCAGUCCCCCGUGGUGGAGGGGAACAGCCCCUACACCGUUAUCAAAACCACCACUCCCCUCCACCUGGCCCAUGCGACAGAGCAGGAUGUAGCGAACAGGAAGCAGGUGGCAUUGCCACUGCCCGAGACUGGAUGUCCCCUGCCUGCCACCUCCAUGCCACCAUCUCUUGUGCUCGACCCGGAGGAGGUAGAUGCCCAAAAAAGCUUCCAGAAACCAUUAAAUGCACUCAAAGCCCCACGACCCCCUCUAAGCCCCAAACCAAAAUCACUGCCACAGGUUGCCAAAUCCCACUCGGAGAACAAUUUCCUUUCAGUCUCUCCUUCCCUGGCGAAGCUGCCCAAAUCGGUGACGUUUUAGUGGGAAUGGGAGGAAGCAAGGGAGAAGAAGUGGGUGCUGGAGCAGCACCCUCUCCCCGUUUUCAGAACCCCCCUUCAGCAGGGCUGUGUCAGGGUGACAGCACAGCAGCCAUCUCCUGUUGAGCUGUGCUUUGGUACGAGCGCCUGGUGAGAAGAUGGAGCAGUGGCCGCCAGCGCCAGGAGGCACCAGCAAACUGGGUUUGCGUCUUUCCCAUGGACAGACUAGACAGCGCUUUCAUUUUGUGUUCCUCGAAGCUCCUCAAGCCUCAUUGUGUGUGUGGGAGAGAGGCAGGGCUGGUGAAUGUGUUCUGUGUUCCCUUCUGCUCCUGCCUGCCACAGGUACCCAUGGCAUGGAAGCGGAUACAAGGCAUAGGGGUGCAGAAUGCUUCCUUUAAAAAGCCCAAUCAGUGCAGCCAAGAGCGUUGCUUUCAAAGGCCUUUAUAGCAAUAGAUCUUUGCUUCUUUCCCCAGACCUGCAGUUGUAGGCAGCAGCAUUUUCAGGCAGGGCUGUGGCAUCCUGGCAGGACACAGGCACCCCACUGCCUACUCUAUGCAAUUCCACAGCCCAGCUGUAACUGGCCUCUGCUGCAGUGGUGGAUGGUGUCCUGGAGGGGAGGUUUAACAGCAGGUAAGUCCCUGGGCAGUAUCCUUGAUGUGACCCCGGUGGAGGACUGCCAGCAGGACGACUCUUUCCUAAGUUCUCAAGGUGACAAGAACAGUGAAGUUUGAGCCUGGUCUCUUGGGCUGAAUGGCCUUUCUGCUGGCCUUUCCUGCUCAGGUCCAGAGGCAGGGAGCAGGCUUGAGGAAAAGGGGCUACUGCCUCAGGAAACCUCCUGCCUUCAUUAGCAAGCUGCUGGAGGUGUGGUGGUGUCUAAUCACAGUGCUCAAAAUGAAGUCUGCUUUUACUUUUACUUAGAGUAACUUAAGAGUCAGGGUGGAAACAGAAUAGGCGCUGGGGAGGGAAAACACAUUGCCCACAACCUGAUCUCAGCAUUUCUAGUUUAGCCCACCCAGAAAUUAACUACCAAGGAAGGAAAUCUGGGCACAGAGGUUUGGAAGAUGAUGCUGUAGAGCAUCAACAUCUCCACAGCCUACUGCUGAGGAGAUAACAGGAUGGGUGCCCCCCCAUUGUCCUUCAUGUACCAAGUGCUAGUGACCUGUCCAUCUCCUCCCCAUCCCAGUGUGUUGCUGCUGCACAGCCCAAACCAUUGGCUGGAGGUGUGCAGGGACCUGGGGAAAGCUCACCCCACUGAAAGAGCUGCUCCAAAUUCCUGUUCCCAGUAUCUACUUAAGGAAGAUUGAUGGAAGCAGCAGGAAAUAAACUAGUCCAGGUAUGCAGUAUUUGACUCUGCUGUCCAGAAGGGGUGGCUGCAGAUGUCUCCUUAGGUGGGACUGCAGGUGUGAUUCCCAUCCAUACAAUGGAGAUCCUGGGCUCCUCUAAGUUCUAAGGAGACUUUGAAAACUCUUUUUAUCUCACAGGCUGCUUCAGUAACAUAACCUGACCUGCAGCCUAACUGGAAGCCCAGCAGAAAACUUCCACUAAAUUACUUUGCGGGGUUUAUGAGUUUAGGGGGCUUUUUUUGUUAGGAGCAGGGGGAGCAUUGAAGGGAGCACCCUAUCUUUGGCUGUAGCCAGCCAGACACAGCACCCUCACCUUCUGUUGCAACCUCUGCUCUGUCAGAGACCCCAUCAUCUUGCCCUCUUCAAAGCAGGGAUAACCCUAUUAGCUACCUCACAGGAGAGUUGUGAGGAGUUGGGAGUUGCUCUUUGAGGAGAAGUGCUUAUGAAUGUUCAACAUUUGUGUUUUGAGACACCAUGUGUCCUUUCUAGGACAACGGUGCUUGAACUGGUUUUAAUUUAGAGUACGUUUUUCAGUAACCAUGCAGUAGUUAAACCCAUUUGUGUGUUAAAAUACCUGAGCAGUAUUUCAAGACAGGUAUCAGUUGCCCUUUGCUAGCAAAGGUUGCUGGAGCUUGUUGGGAAGCAACAAGAAGCAUCUGAGGGUGGAUGGUCAGCUCUUGGCUUGGUUUCUGUAGCUUCUGGGGGGCGGGUUCUGGCCUCUUCCUGAAGCACACAUAGGACUCCUGCUUAAGAUAUCUGAGCAUUUGGCUCAUGUGCAAGAGCCGAGACUUCUUCCCCUCAUUUUGACUUAUUCCCCCUCAUUUUGGGCACACAGCCUUUGCACAGUGUUGCACAUGCACCUGGGCUCCUAUACCCAAUGCAUGUCUGGGAUGUUUUGCAGUAUUCACAUUUAAAAAGGUGGUUUGUUCUAGUUUUGGAGAGCUGUCAAAUGCACAGUACCCAUAGCAUGGUGUUCAACAAGAGCUUGAGAGGGUUCCUCCCCUCCAAACCCUGAUGGGAAUGAGCAGCAAGUCCUUGCUCACCUCCAAGCCUGAGGGAAGGCACCAGGUGGUUGCAGCAACCUCUGGACCAGGCAGCUACAGGCUCCUCCUUCCCACUAUACUGUGCUGCUUUCUCGGAAGGUCUCUCAGCUCUUCAGUGUGCCACAUAAGAAGCUCUUCUCCAGCCUGCAGCCCCUGAAAGGGGCUUCUUCCCAGGUUUGGGAGGAGUUCCUGGGAGCCAGCAACAUGCAUUAUUUUCCUCGGAGUGGUGCUCUCACUUCAGCACAUCAGAGCAUACUUGACAGGAGAUCCUGGCUCCUCUGCCUCUUGCUGCAGAUGAAGGUGCAACCAUGGGCACGUCUGUGGCAGCAUGGGUGGGCAGGACAUGAUCCAUCCUCAGCACUUUUGCUAGGGAUAGGAAGGGAAGAAGGGCAAGGAUGGCAGCUCAGCAUGGCCCAAGCCACUUGCACCCCGGCCUCCAUCUCCUACAGCAGCUCAGCUCCUUAGCAAAAGCCUCUCUUACCAUGAGCAAAACUCAGGAAAGCAGCUCCCCCGCUCUCCCCAUCCUUGCCCUCCAGCCCUGGGAUGACUCUCACCUCGCUGCCCUCCAUGUAGUUUUAAAGACCAAUGUUGUGGGUUUGGGGUUUGGUCUUGUUUGUUUUGGAGUUUUUUUUGUAACUGAGCACUUUGAGUGGCUGCGGCACCAGAGGGCAGCAGGAGCCACGGGCACUGGUGCUGGGGACCAGCUCCAGCACAGGAUGGUGGUUGAGGUCAGGUCUUUUGGCCAUGGACUUGAAGAGCCUGGCUACCAUUUGCUUUUCUUUUUAAUUGCUAUAUUUUUGUUUACAGCGUGGAACACUUCCUCCAUGACUCUUUCUAAUGUAUUAUAAUUAUUACUUAAAAAAAACAAAACAUUUUUUCUUUUGUUAUUUUUUGGUGGGUUUCUUUUGGAAGGAAGCUUUUUUGGGGGGGGGUGGGGGGGAAGCCAAUCAUUCCUUUUUACACUGAUCCACAUAGACUGUCCAGAGUAUUCGAUGCUGUGUUUUACAUGGUUGUAAUUAUAACAGUUAAAGAAGUUUAGCAUAAAAUCAGACUGCACGAGGUUUCUUGCGACGACAGAUGCUACAGAAGACGGGUUGCCUUCUCCUGCUGGCUUUUGGCUUGGUUCACCAGGUGUGCUUCUGCUGCGGUGGGUCCAACCCACUCCAUCUCUGCCUUCCAGCCUGGCUUUUUUAACGAGGUUCAAUCCAGGCAUCCUCAGCAGCAGUGGAAAGAAACCUGCUCCUUCCUCCACCCCGCUGGCCCCUCCUGGCUCACUGAGCCAAGAGCAGCAUCCUGCCUCUACCCCCUGCACACCCCUGCCACCACAAGGCCGGUGGCCAGCAGCCCUGCUGCAGCUCUCUCGUUUGGAUGAGAUUUUGGGUUUGGAGUUUGUUUUCCUGCCUGCAGGCAGCGCUGGAGGGUGGGAUGGGACAGGGAGCCAGUGGACACAGCUCCUUGCAAGGCAGGUGGGUGCAACUCCAGCAGCACGAUGUGAGUCAGGACUGAGUCAUGCUUCCACCAGUUACUGGGACCAUAAGGUGGUGCUGCUCACAGCUGAAAAUGGAUUUUAACAAGCUGUGUGAGCAGUACCUCUGACACAUCCCAAGUUUCACGGCCAGUGCUUCCUGUGCUUGGAAAACCAUGGUACUGUUGUGUUUUUGGGGUGUUAAAUUUCAGCAGUAUUCUGAUUUCCCCUAAGAGAAAGGUGCCAUUUGGUACUUAAACAGCAUGGUUACAGUAAACACAGGGUCAUUUUUCUCUAGCAGAGGGCAGAAAGACUGACAGCAAAAUGGAUGGGCCACAAUUAGCUAAAUACCACCCUAGGACCGAAGGGCAGUGCAGGAAAUGGGGCAUCCCUAUGCAUCACCCUAUCAAGACCAUCAAAUAAUUACUGCUUCUAGGGGACCAAGAGCAGGACAGCUGUGUAGUUCCAAGCCCAAGUUUACCAAUACCCACUUGCUGUACAGCACUGGGACCAGUGGCAAAUGAACACUGUAGAAGCUGCUUAAAUCCAAAUGGCCUUUUCAGCAGGGUCAUCCUGCUGCCUCUGUCUGUGCUUAGCAUUUACCAGUACUCCCAUUAAACCCUCCCUUUACCUGUUGGAACCAUUGCUCGUCAUGGCUUUCUGACACCUCCUAACACCAGCUCUCUGCCUCCCGGGGCUGGUCCCUGCACAGAAACCACUCCAACACAGACCCACAAGCACCACAAGCUGCGCUCACCUCUGCUGCCCUGGCGGCCUGCUGUGGCUCCUGUCCUUCCUGGCUCCUGAACAGCCAAACCAGCAGUGCCAGCAGCUGGGGCAGGCAGGCCACGUCUCAUCCUGUCGCUCGCUGGCUCUCUUCCGAGCCACGGCUGCGCUCCUCAUCCUCCUCCCUGCCCACCACCCACAACCCUGCUGCGUGCCUCCGCAAUACAUCAGCAAGUCAGCACUGAAUAAUUGAUGCUAAGUGGAGCCUGGAGCAAAGCCAAGCCAAGGGAGGGAGCAAGGCUGAGAUGCAGCAGGGGAGAGAGAUGGGUGAGCUGUGUCUGGCAGCCUUGCACGCCGGCCUGUUUGGCAGAGGCAGUACUGGAGAGUUUGGCUGGGCCUGGGAGUAUUCCUCCUCUUUGGCUUGCUGUGCUGCUGUGGUAGUUGCGUGAUGCUCACGUGCUGCUGCGCUCACAUGUUCCUGUGUUGCUGGAGUGCUGCAGAGGGGCUGUGGCAUGGUGGCUGGGAGUUGGGAAGCAGAGCGAGGGCACACACAGUGCAGGGCGUGUAGCCCAAGCCCCAGCAGCCUUGGCUGGGGCCAGUACCUUGGCUCUUCUAAACCACAGACCCUGUACUCAACCCACAAGGCUCAUCUGCUCUAAAGGGAACAAAGCUGCACAUGGAGCCAGCCGCAUCUGCAUGACCCAGCUCCCACCAGUUGCUGGUAGCCAGGAUGUUUGAUGUCACACUGUCCUCUGAGAAAUGCCACCCCUUUCCUACAGCACAUCAUUGGGUAUAAACCAGCACAUGGAGAAAAUAGCCCAUCUCCCAAAUCCUACAUACCCCAGCAGCUGAGGAAGCCCACAGGGCACACACCAGCAUCCUCCUGGUAGCGAGGCAAUGAUGCUCACCUGACAGGACACAGGCACCACGACAGCACAGGAGAUAAGCAAACCAGAGCUGAAACAGCCAUCAUCUCACUGGGAGACACAGCAGCUGAUCCCACCCCAUGAGCAUCCCUGCUCACUGGCAGCAGUUACAAAAGAGCCCAAGAUGAGGUUGGCGAUAGCUUUGAAGGCACACACAAAGAAAUGAGUCCGAAGGAGUGGAGUCACCCUAUUCUUUCACACAGUAAAACAGGUUCUUCCUAAGACACACAGAAAAGUGAACUGUAAGAAACUUCCAUCCUUGCUCCAAAACUGGUAUGAGGUCUCUAACGGUACCUGCAGAUAGAUGGGGUGCAAAUCCUCAUCUGCCCUGUGCACGGUUGGCUUUGUUGGAGACAAGGAGAAAUGAUACAGAAGAACCACUGGGGCUGGAAAGGUCUGCAGUAAUAGACUGUAGUCCAGAAGGGAAAUCUGGUCUGCUCCUCCUCACGCAACCACGUUGCAAGUGAGGAGGAUGAGGCCAGCAUUUAGUCAGGGCUGCUCCAUAAAACUCAAGACAUUCAUUCCGCUACCCCCUCCUUGCCUCUCAGGUCUCCCUCCAGCAGUGAGUCACGCUGCCAGCUCCUGCAAACUCAACCCAGAUGCUUGCCAAAGCCUUCCGCAAGCACCAUGCACUCAUGUGUUUUGGAGUCACCAUCUCUGCUGGCUUAGGAAUAGGCUUCUGUGGAAGCCCUCGCAGACCAAAAGGCAAAAGAUCUGUUCCAGCACUUAAUCAGCAUCUUUAAGGACUUGUAAGCGAUUUUGUCAGUUAACUUGGCUGUGAUGUCUCUGGAGCCCCAACUCUUCUGUAAUAGGCUGUGGGGCACUUGAAUUAUGUGGGAAAGAAAAGCUUAUACAUCAGUCCUGAGACAUCUGGACCCAACCCGACCAGACCUCCUCAGCUAUUCCGUCAUUUAAGUACAGGUUCAAAGGUGGCACUCCUCCAUCACAGGAGAUGCAGCCUCAACAGAUAAUCAGUAUGAUGCUGCCUGAAGCCUUCUCAGAGAUGGUGUUCGCACUUGCCCGAGGUCCACGGCACAGCACCAAGUUUAAGCCAGCCUUGCCAUGACCAGCUGAAGAGAUCACAGCAGCCAAACAUGAGCCGAUGUGCCCAAAUGUAGCAAAAAGCUUACCUCUGUGGACUUCUGCAGCUUCCAGCUAUGCAACUGGAAUGGCUCUUCAGAAUAACUGCACAUUCUGCUUAAAGGUCAUGCCACAGGAGCAGAACUGAGAUGGGCAAUGAACUCCUUGUCAUAAGGGAAACGACUGCAGUAUCUGAAAACUGCAUGUUCCAAUCCAGGUACUUCUAGAACAAAUGCACCUUAAGUAACUACGGGGAAAAUCAACUAAGUUGACUCCAAACCCAGCAAUUCCUUCUCCAGACCUAGAUUCACUCUAGUGAAAAUGUAACCCUGAUACUUCUUUCAGACUCAAGUUUAGAUAGCAAGCAGAGAACACGUCGUGAACUCAUGUACUGACCUCCUGCCUGUCAUGACCAGCAAGCUGCUAACCUGUACCCGCACUACCAGCACAAGGUCAGCAAGUGAAACACCAAGUCCAAAGUAACAGCUCCACCUAAGUGACGUGAUACGAUCUGUUUUUUGUCUACCCCAAAGAUCCGAUCAGAGCUGACAUAUCUUACUGCACAUUGAAGAUCUGUCGUGAUUCUCCUGAAGCCAACCUCCUGGAACAAAGAUGCAGUACUAUAUUAAUACAUGAUUAAUACAUAAUUUCAGGGGAAGAGGUGUGGUGUCAAGCUUUUAGCACCUCCUUUUGCUCCCAGCCUACCUCCAACUUUCAGUAUGGACUUGAACACUGACCUGAGAGUCUGAGUUUCUUGUGAUCUAAUUACAGCAAAAAGCUAACCAAUGGUGAUUCCAUCUCCUGCGAUGGCCAUGUUACUGACCAGCACUGUUUGACAAAGGGUGCUGGCUGCCUUGCUUCUGCUGGGUGCAAUCCACAUGAGUGAGAUUGGUCUGCAACCUGCUAGGAUCAGACCACCACCAGUCUCCAGUUCCAGCUCCUACCUGCCUAAUGGAAUUCUGAAGUGCUGUCCUGUUGUAGCACUGCCCUACUGCCUGCACUGAGAUGAAGGUGUACCCUGGCUGCUGAAGAACUUUUAGGUGCACUUGCAGAACCCUAGUGACUCGUAGCACAUUGCUUUAGCCAUACAGAAUACAGGACUAUAACCAGCCCCUAGAAAAGAGACUGUCAAUAUCUGGAACCACUUGAAGUAUACAGCCAUGAGGAGUGGCCCAAGGGAACAACAGUAUUUUGCAACUAGAAGACACUCAAACAGCUAAGAUAACACAUGUGGCUUGACCAGACCCAGAGCUUUCCUGAGCAAGCUGAAAAACCUCACCCUGAGGGGUGCAGAGAACUCUCUGAAAGGGCUCUUGUGACUGCAGAUGGUGCUUGCUCUGUGAAGACACCUCACCCCUGCAGCUCCCCAGAGCUCCUUAGCUUGCUUGACUGUGGCUCCUGGUCCUUGACUUUGGCCUCUGGCUCCCAACCAGAAAGAAGAUACUCUCAGUGGUUAGAGCUAUCCAGAGUCCAGCCCUCAAGAGAGCUCGAAACACAGCGUUACUUCUCAUCUGAAGGCCUCCAGAGAGAGAUAUUCUAUCAUUCACCAAGGGCCUGGUGAAAGAGGAGAUAAGUUCUAUUGCAGAAAAUGAGCACCGGGUUCCUAGUGCAGUAACACCACUAAGCAAGGGCCCUGACGUCACCCCAGCCACUAACGGUUAAGGUGAACGAGCCCUGCCCUCUGCCCUGCCUGCAGCUGCACACAAGCUGCUGACUUGGGAACAAACGCCGUACUUCCAGACUUCACACUUGAAACAACCUAGGCUGGAAGGUUUUCUGGUCCAGCCCCACCAUGUGACACCAGACUCAGCACUCCUCCACCACGGGGACAGGCACUGCUGCAAACUGCACUCCCAGCUAGAGGCAGCGCAGCUGGUCCUUUGGGUUAACUAGAGCUGGGAUCAGCACUUCUCCUGCAGGAACUGGGUGCCAGGCAGCUGCAGCCAGGGUGGGGUUGCUCCCCACAGCAGUUUGGAGCACAGGUACAAAAAGCAAACCAUUAGCACAAGUCCUCUCUUGCCCAGCCAAAAGUAAAGGCAGCAACUCUAAGUAGCAUUGGAGUUUAAUUCUGCUGCUGCCUGGCAUGACGGAGGAUGAGGAGUGGGAUGGGAGCUGCCUGCACGGAUGCUGGGAACCCCUGGUGGUCUUUGUGCUGAGAGUGACCAGGGUUUCUGUAUUGGUUUUGCUCUGUGAGAUGUGACUCACACACUGCCCUUUCUGCUCCCAACCCCUGCCAGCCCUGGCUCCUGAACCCAGCACCUCUUCAGGCCUGGGCUAGCCCGUGCAGAACAGCUCCCUGCCGCAUUUGGCUGGAUCACCUUCCCCUUUGAUGCUCUCAAUUUGGGAUGCCAGCUAAGUUAGUCUGUGCAAUACUCUGGGAGGGGGAAAGGCAGAGAGUACCAAGCCGCCUGCUGCACUGAGUGCAAUGCCUCAUCUUGGCUCUGCAAGUGAAAGGCACGUGGGAGAAGCCAGUCGGACCCCAGGCAAAAAUGCCAAAGGAGCGGGGCUGAGUGAAUAUGGGCUUCUCAAGAGAUUAGCCCUUAUCCAAAACACUCUUACCCACCCUAAACCCAAUGACUGGAAGUCUGAAUCCUUUAGUCCUAGUUGUUGAGCAGCCAGACAGCCGUCUCCAGCGCAGGAGAGCCCUUCUGCUACGUGCUCAGCAGGAAUUAACCGUGCACAGGGCACGUGAUGGAUUUGCAUACCAUUAUACACUGCGGACAGAGUGGAGCAGCCCAAGGUGUAUGUGCUCUGCAGUGUUAGCAGAGGCACUGGCAAGGAGCAGAAAGGCCUAAUUCUACCUCUGGAGCACAAACAUUUGGAAGGUGCUGUGCAAAGAGCUGCCUGGAAAAAAAGCAAUAAAUCAAGGAAGCAACAAACUGGCACCAGCUGAAGUGAACCCAGCUCUCAGAUCUCCCUGACACUUCUUCCCUUCCAGGCAUCACACCUGAGGC